Messenger RNA from Cuscuta campestris, 2683 nucleotides. NCBI's taxonomy places the organism in Eukaryota, Viridiplantae, Streptophyta, Magnoliopsida, Solanales, Convolvulaceae. The record is from the annotation of a GenBank genome assembly.
GAGUAUAUCCGUUGGGGUGUGUUCCAAUUUCCAACGGUUGAGGAAAGCGGAGGCCAAAAUGAAGGCCAGUAGAUAAACGUUUCCCACCAUUUAAGUACUGUGCCUUCCCCACCGCCCAAUUCUGGCAUCUCCGCCGCUUUCCUGAAGACACUUCGCCGGCCACCUUCCUCCUCCGUCGUCCCCAACCGCUCCAAUCGUCAGAGGAAAUAGAGAAGAGAAACAGUGCUCCUGUUUUUCUCUCCAAUGGCCCCCGCACUUCCAAUGCCCCCUCAAAGCAGCAAUAUCUUCGUCUCCAACCCUAACUCAUCCCUUUCAGCAGUCUCUUCCAAUGCCCCUUUCUUCCUCAACUCGUUGAGCUCCUUCAAUUGCGCUGCUCGCCGCCUGAGCUCCUCCACUGUCUUCUCCUCGCCGGGGAAAUCUUCUGUCCAAUCGUAUCCGCUGCGGCCUCGGCUUAUUCCCGCUCUGCGGGUGUCAAUUGCUCCGGCAGAGUACGUCCCUCCAUCUCCGAACUUCGAUUUCCGCAAGGAAAUCCCCAAACUGAAGGGGUUGAAGUCCAAGCUUCGCAAUUGCUCGAAUUUGGAAGAUAAGCUGAGAACUCUUGACUCGGAUUCUAGGGUGCGAUCGUUCUUCAAUGCUGGGUUUGGCAGGCUAAUGGGCGAGCUGAAUUUGGACAAAUACGAAUUGUUUUUGCUCAAGUGUUUAGUGGCUGCUGGGCAGGAGCAUGUGUUGGGGGAAUUGGGCGGCGAGUUUGUCUCCAAACGGAGUUCUCUCAAGACGGCUCUAUAUGCUCUGGCCGAUAUGAUUGAGAAAUGGGAAACUAGUGGAGCUAAUGAUUGUGACCGCCUCCAUGGUAGGGUGGGAUUUGGACUUGCAGAAGAAGAGGUUAAGGCAUUGAGGUUGUUGCUCAAGUCUCUUGGUGAGAUUGAACAAUUUUAUGACUGCAUUGGGGGAAUUAUCGGAUAUCAGAUAAUGGUCCUUGAUCUUCUUGUUCAGUCCACUUUUGAAAGACAAACCAGCGGUUGGUCCACCCACACGUGUCAGUCAUUGAAAUGCGAGAGUUUAGAAAUUCAUCCUCCUCGUGCACUCGAUCUUUCUCAAGAUGUAGAAUAUGCAUCUCAAGCAGCUCUUUGGGGAUUAGAGGCUUUGCCUGUCUUGGGAGAAAUUUACCCUCUUGGAGGCUCAGGAGACCGGCUUGGCUUGGUUGACCCUGAUACAGGUGAAUGUCUCCCUGCUGCAAUGCUUCCUUUCUGUGGACGUACACUUUUGGAAGGCCUAAUUAGAGAUCUUCAGGCCAGAGAGUUCCUGUAUUAUAAGGUGUACGGAAAUGAGUGCAUCAUUCCUGUCGCAAUAAUGACAAGUUCUGCCAAGAACAAUCAUGAACGUAUUCUGCGCCUGUGUGAAAGCCAUAGCUGGUUUGGAAGAGGGAGGUCUAAUUUUAUACUUUUUGAACAGCCUCUUGUUCCAGCUGUUAGUGCCAAAGAUGGGAAGUGGCUAGCUUCUAGAUCUUUUAUGCCAGUAUGCAAGCCUGGCGGUCAUGGUGUGAUAUGGAAACUUGCUUACGACAAAGGUGUGUUCCAGUGGUUUCGCGAUCAUGGAAGGAAAGGGGCAACUGUCCGACAAGUCAGUAAUGUUGUGGCGGCUACAGAUUUGACGCUUUUGGCAUUGGCAGGAAUUGGUUUGCACAGUGCAAAGAAAUUGGGCUUUGCAUCCUGUAAGCAAAGUACUGGAGCCACUGAAGGAAUAAAUGUUUUAAUUGAGAGGAAGAGCCUCAAUGGUAAUUGGAUAUAUGGCCUAUCUUGUAUCGAAUAUACCGAGUUUGACAAGUUUGGAAUCGAGGACGAGCCUCUUCCAUCUAAUAGUUUGCAGGCCGAGUUUCCUGCUAAUACAAAUAUUAUGUAUGUUGAUUUACCAUCUGCCGAGGUUGUUGGAUCAUGUAAAGAUGAGAAAUGUUUGCCAGGGAUGGUUCUCAAUAUGAAGAAACCAGUAACUUACAAGGAUCAGUUCGGAAUUAGUCAUAGUGUCCCUGGCGGUCGCCUGGAGCACACAAUGCAAAACAUUGCUGAUAAUUUCACCACUGUAUGUCCAUCGCGAUGUUAUGAAAGUGUAGAAGAUAGACUGGAUACUUUUAUGGUAUAUAAUGAAAGAAAGAAGGUUACAUCAUCCGCUAAGAAGAAAAGGACACAUGCUGCCAAGUCUCUACGCCAGACUCCAGAUGGUGCACUUCUGGAUAUGAUGCGCAAUGCCUAUGAUAUUUUCUCCCAAUGUGGGAUAAGCAUUCCACAGAUUGAAGGUGAUGAUAAGUACGUGGAUUCUGGACCACCAUUUCUUAUCCUUCUUCAUCCUGCUUUGGGGCCUCUUUGGGAAGUUAUUAGACAAAAAUUUCACGGGGGUUCCAUUUCUGAAGGUUCAGAGUUACAGAUAGAGGUUUCUGAGUUUUAUUGGAAAGAUGUCCAGGUCAGAAACUAGUUCAGUGACUCUGCAUGCUUGUGAAUGUCUUGUGGCUAAUCUCUUUCACUUUUCAGCUCAAUGGAAGUUUGAUUAUUUUGGCCGAGAAUGUUAUGGGUUCAACUACCAUAGAUGCAAAUGGUGAAGCUUUACUACAAUAUGGAAGGAGGUAUCCUACAACCCAUGAACAUGGUAGUUGUGAUUAGAAGGGCGCGUGGAGACAGGGCUAUGGAGAUUU